AUGGAUCAAAUUCUCGCCUUCGUUGAGCCCGGACGCAAGUUCACCAAGGACUCCAUCCGCCUGGUGAAGCGAUGCACCAAGCCCGACCGCAAGGAGUUCCAGAAGAUUGCAGUAGCCACUGCCAUCGGUUUUGCCAUCAUGGGCUUUAUCGGCUUUUUCGUGAAGCUGAUCCACAUUCCCAUCAAUAACAUCAUUGUGUAA
Rhagoletis zephyria (snowberry fruit fly) is the source of this 201-nucleotide messenger RNA. The record is from RefSeq and is a predicted model, not a curated record. NCBI's taxonomy places the organism in Eukaryota, Metazoa, Arthropoda, Insecta, Diptera, Tephritidae.